Molecule: messenger RNA, 1403 nt
Organism: Morone saxatilis (striped sea-bass)
Lineage: Eukaryota; Metazoa; Chordata; Actinopteri; Moronidae
Gene: cfap418
Product: chromosome unknown C8orf37 homolog
Cellular component (GO): cytosol
Source: RefSeq, a predicted model, not a curated record
UGCCGCCAAACCUGAAGAGUCGAUGAGCAGCGUCACUGAGGACAUCGACGCCUUUCUGGAGGAGUUACUGGAGGAAGACUACAGUGAUUCCCCUCGACUGAAGUCUGAGCAGUCUCCUAGAGGAACACAGGUGGAGAAGAAGCUGUCGUCUCAGUCUGGAGGGAGAAAGUGCGGUCCUGUUUUCGCUGGCGGGAGCUCUGUCACAAAUGGUGUUGGAACGGCCACAUCCAAGAGGUCAUGUGACCAGUUGAGAUGUACUUCCUGUGACUUCCGGGUGCUGAUGUUCGAUGACUGUGAGUGGGACUUGUCCUGUGAUUACCUGUUCCUCAGGAACAACGUGCCGGACCGUCAGAAGCUCAGAGCCAAGUUGAAGAAGAGGAGAGGUUUACGGGCGUACGCCUGCCAGUGCAGCUGGUUCUCCACGUCAGAGCCGACAGACCUCAGGGACCAACCUCAGCUCAGAUGGGUCUGUGGCAAACACCAGGACUGAUGUUCACUCCUCACUCAAAAAACUCCCUCUGGACAAUGGGCCAAAGCAGAUCAUCACGGACAGAGACACUUCUGCUGCUUAUCCCUGUCCGUUCAUCUGUUUAGAGUUCUGUCUUUUACUCUUUAUCCAUCUGUCCACUUGACUUUGGCAACCUUUCAGGGACGUCAAUAAGACACAAAAUCCAUCUUCAGCCAGAAGAAUCUGUAAUGAAAUGGAUCAUUAAGUGGAAAACCUUGGCGAGCUUUCCAUCCUGAAACCCAGCUCUGGUUUUGUCUCUACCAACAUCUGUCUGUUUGGCUGCUGAAUGCUGCACUAUGUUCACCAGCCAGGCUCUCUCUGUGUCUGUCUGCUGCUGAGCACGUAAUGUACAGGUUACAGUACAGGUGCAUCAGAGCUUGUUUUAUUCAAGCUUAUUAUAUAUAAAACUCACUGACACUAGAUGUUGCACUAGAGCACCAGCAUCUCAGACCAGGCGCUACUGCUGACCACUCUAACGUAGCAGAUAAUCUUACAACUCACUUCAAACUGGAUGGAAACAAAAUAAAACUCAACCAAUCAUUUCAGGCAGUGACAGGAGAGGCAUGAAACCGAAAGAGGAGCGCGUUUGUAGCCAGUUAAUUUGUUGAGGGAGGCCCUAAUAUUAUUAUAUUAUAUAUUAUAUUAUGUUCUGAAUGUGUGUUAUAAUGAUAUAUGUUAAUGAACCAAAGUACGCUGCAGCAGUGAAGUUGUGGGCCGGAAAACCAAAAUAAUGAGCUGAAAGAUGCUGUUUUAUUAUUGAACUUUUACAUAAUGCUAGCUGGCUCCAUAAUUAAACUAUGGAUGUAAUUUCUAUAAAAAUCUGAUAUAAACUGUUUAUUAUUGUAUUUCCCAACCUGAUUUUUUUAUAUAUAUAAAUGUGAAAUGUGUGAUUUGA